Chenopodium quinoa (quinoa) is the source of this 1094-nucleotide messenger RNA. Its product is annotated as mRNA turnover protein 4 homolog. Gene Ontology annotation, biological process: ribosomal large subunit assembly; nuclear-transcribed mRNA catabolic process; rRNA processing. Gene Ontology annotation, cellular component: nucleolus; preribosome, large subunit precursor. The record is from RefSeq and is a predicted model, not a curated record. The transcript has 8 exons. Gene Ontology annotation, molecular function: RNA binding. Bases 119 to 808 code for a protein of 229 amino acids. Lineage: Eukaryota; Viridiplantae; Streptophyta; Magnoliopsida; Caryophyllales; Amaranthaceae.
CUUUUUGUUGGAAUAAAAUGAAAUUGAAUUUAUAAAACCCUAACUCCUUCUUUGCUUAAGCCCCCUCUUUCUUCUUCCUCCUUCCCGCAGUCCUCUUUCUCUCUCUUCUUCUCCAAACAUGCCGAAAUCCAAAAGAAAUCGCGCAGUGACCUUAUCAAAGACAAAGAAGAAGGGAAGAGAGCAUAAGGAGGUGAUUGUUAACUCAAUAAGGGAAGCAGCAGAGAAGUUUCCCUCUGUUUACGUCUUCGCUUUCGAGAACAUGAGGAAUCUUAAAUUCAAACAGUUCAGAGAUUCUAUCAAGUCCUCCGGCAGAUUCUUUCUUGGAUCGAACAAAGUCAUGCAGAUUGCUUUAGGUCGUUCUGCUUCUGAUGAGAUUAAACCUGGCCUUCAUAAAAUUUCAAAGUUUUUGCGUGGAGAGACUGGUCUUUUCUUUACAGACAUGUCAGAGGAAGAGGUCAAAAAAGUUUUUGAAGAGUUUGAAGUUUUUGAUUUUGCAAGGACGGGAUGUCUUGCUACCGAGAAGGUGGAGCUUAAAGAAGGACCUCUGACUGAGUUCAGCCAUGAGAUGGAGCCCUUUCUACGCAAGCAAGGGAUGCCUGUGCGAUUAAACAAAGGUGUAAUAGAGCUUAUUUCAGAUUUUGUUGUUUGUGAAGAAGGGAAUCCUUUGUCACCCGAAUCAUCUCGUAUCCUGCGUCUACUUGGAGUGAAGAUGACUUUGUUCAAGCUUCAUCUGAUCUGUAGUUUGAGAGGUUAUGAUUUUGAGGUGUAUAGAGAAGGGUUGGAAGAAUCUGACGUCGAGUCUUCUUAAAGAUGUAGCAAAUUUUGGUGUGAGACUGCUCUUUUUGGUAGAUGAAACUUAGAUAAGAGAUAGGAUCUUCCCCUGGUGUUUCUCUACCUCAAAUGUUCAGUUUUUGCUGUCCUUGGGGAAUGGGGAGCUGGAAGCCAAAUAUGAAAGUCAUUUUAUUACAUAAUUUGAUUGUAAUCGGUCUUUAAGUACUCGAUGUGUAAUAUGUAGUGAUGAACAAGAAAUUUUGAUGAGAUAGAACAACAGCAACGCUAAAUUCAUUAGUCUAUAUUUUGUUACGGUUGUGAAA